Gadus chalcogrammus (walleye pollock) is the source of this 1590-nucleotide messenger RNA. RefSeq names its product Rab9 effector protein with kelch motifs (gene rabepk). The record is from RefSeq and is a predicted model, not a curated record. NCBI's taxonomy places the organism in Eukaryota, Metazoa, Chordata, Actinopteri, Gadiformes, Gadidae. The transcript is spliced from 8 exons. Gene Ontology annotation, molecular function: protein binding. Bases 207 to 1244 code for a protein of 345 amino acids.
AAACCAUGAGAGACGUCAACGGAAACGAACUCGUGGAUGAAUAACAAGAAGAGGAGCGUUGACUGAGUGUACAUUAUGGAGACCUGAACAUGCAGGCCGUUGCUAGAGAGGCUUGAGGUGGUCCUAAGGUUUUUUAUUCCGGUAGACGACUACCGUUAUCCCAAAGAACAGCGACCUAAGCUGAAUAAGGUUCAAGAUUCCUCUCCAUGGAAUGCAUCCCAAUCCUUGAACCUGUGGACAAGCCAAAAGAAGAAUUAUGGUAUUCUCUGAUACCCACAGGAGGUGGUCCAGGUGUUACUGUUGGACACACCUGCACCUACCUUCCUGGCUCUGAGAAUGGCUCCAAAGGGAAAAUCCUCAUCGUCGGAGGAGCUAAUCCGAAUGGAAGCUUCUCUGAAUCACAUGUCAUAAAUCUAGACCGACAUGAAUGGGACAUCCCCGAAUGGGAGGGUCUGGAGGCCAGGUAUGAGCACUGUACCUUUGUCCCAGACACCUUCCCGCAGAGUGUGUGGGUGUUUGGAGGGGCACAGCCCCAAGGCAACCGCAACUGCAUCCAGAGCCUCCAGCUGACAGGCAGCAGUGAACACUGGAGGACCGUGUCGGUGAGCGGUGAGCCACCGAGUCCCAGGACGUAUCACACCAGCUCCGCCACAAUCGGGGACAAACUGUACGUCUUCUCCGGUGGGGAAGCGGGAGCCGCCCCGGUCUCUGACCCCAAACUCCAUGUGUUUGAUACAGUGUCUUCUUCCUGGUCCCAACCUGAAACGGGGGGUAAACCCCCAUCAGCCAGGCAUGGUCAGGUCAUCAUAGCAGUGGGUUCCAGGCUGUACAUCCAUGGAGGAAUGGCUGGGGAAAAAUUCUACAGUGACAUGUUCUCACUAGGCACAAGUAACAUGACUUGGGAAAAGAUACAAACCAAAGGGGAUAUCCCAGCUGGAGUGGCUGCCCAUUCGGCCGUGGCCCUGGGAAAUACCAUUUAUAUCUUCGGCGGGAUGACUCCAGAGGGAGCCAGUAACUCCAUGUACAAGUUUAAUACUGACAAAAGGCGAUGGGUGCUGAUGAAAUUUACCGGUGACCUGCCCCCAAACCGGUUGGACCACUCCAUGUGUGUUGUGCCAUGGACCGCGACGACUGAGGAGGCCGACCAUGGCAGCAGGGAGACCCAACACCUUGCCUUUAUAUUUGGAGGGAUGGACACCACUGGAGUCAUCCAUAGCGACUGUGUUGUGACCAUGUUGACGUGAUUCUGGCAUGUUCUACCAAAUAAUGCUAAAACUUGUAAUUUGUGUUGUAUUAAAAAAUGUUUAAUUUCUACAAUACGGUUACUGUAAUGGUUGCACAACCUGGAAUCACGGUUUAUUACACGCAACAAUUACACAGUUGUUACAAGUCACUAAAUUAACUUUGCAGAUUGGAAAAUAAAUCCCCACACACAGAAAUCCUAAAGAGGUAGAGUUCAACACCAACAUAUAGAUGUAAACUGAAGCAAUGAGGAAAAGGCAUCAACAUUGUAUCAAACAUUUAUUUCAAUGUCUUUCCAGUAGAAAGGCGUUUCUACAAUGACCAGAUUCAAUAAAUAACUUGUUAACA